AGGGGGCGCGCGCCGCUUCCGCGGCGGCUGGCGCGGCGCGGGCGCCAUGGAGCGCUACGCGGGCGCCUUGGAGGAGGCGGUCGACGGGGCCCGGCAGCAGGAGAGGCACUACCAGCUGCUGUCGGCGCUGCAGGGCCUGGUCAAGGAGCUGCCCAGCUCCUUCCAGCAGCGCCUGUCCUACACCACGCUCAGCGACCUGGCCCUGGCGCUCCUCGACGGCACCGUGUUCGAGAUCGUGCAGGGGCUGCUGGAGAUCCAGCAUCUCACCGAGAAGAGCCUGUACAACCAGCGCCUGCGGCUGCAGAACGAGCACCGAGUGCUCAGGCAGGCGCUGCGGCAGAAACACCAGGAGGCCCAGCAGGCCUGCCGGCCCCACAACUUGCCUGUGCUCCAGGCGGCUCAGCAGCGUGAGCUAGAGGCGGUGGAGCACCGGAUCCGUGAAGAGCAGCGCGCAAUGGACCAGAAGAUCGUCCUGGAGCUGGACCGGAAGGUGGCGGACCAACAGAGCACACUGGAGAAGGCAGGGGUCGCUGGCUUCUAUGUGACCACAAACCCCCAGGAGCUGACGCUACAGAUGAACCUCCUGGAACUCAUCCGGAAGCUGCAGCAGAGGGGCUGCCAGGCAGGGAAGGCGGCCCUGUGAUCAGGCGGGACUCCUGCCAGUGACCAGCUGCCCACCGCGGCGGAGAAGACAGCCCUGUCUCAGUUGCCAGAGGCAGCGGAAAGCUGAGUGGUGCUCAUCUUCCUGAAGUCUGACCCCCACCUUCCCAGCUGCUGCAGGAGGGGCUCCCGUGAGGAGAGGCUGUGUGGGCCUGGGCUGCACCUGCCACCCGCCCACCUCCAUCUGGAUUUUGUCCAAAGUAGGGUGGUCAGGUAAAAGGAACGGUGGGCCCAACCCUCAGCCGUCUGCCCCAGGCAUCCUAUUUGCUCUUGUCUCGGCCCCACCCCUGGCAACUACAGCCCCAGAGUGGGAAAGGCUCCCAAGUUGUAUGUGACCCCCAAGAAAUAAAGAGGGCCCAGUAUGGCAUGCACGUG
This is a messenger RNA of Camelus dromedarius (Arabian camel), 1035 nucleotides long. RefSeq names its product DiGeorge syndrome critical region gene 6 like (gene DGCR6L). The transcript is spliced from 5 exons. Lineage: Eukaryota; Metazoa; Chordata; Mammalia; Artiodactyla; Camelidae. The record is from RefSeq and is a predicted model, not a curated record. Bases 47 to 643 code for a protein of 198 amino acids.